CCUUUCUUUGUCCAUUUUCAGCUGCAUUUUUGUGUUUUUUUGUUGUUAUUAACAUCUUGUUGUGGCUUUCGAAGUUCAACUCUGCGAUUCAGUUAUUCUGAAUUCGAAUACGAUAGUUAGCUAAGAAAUUGCCGCAAUGCUGGUUGUUUUCCUUGAGAUUUGGUUUAACUUGUUCUUAGUUCAUUGAAAUUUUGUUCUGUUUCUUGGAUUCUGCUGGUAAUUACCGUUGACCUGAAAUGUAAUAGUAACUUUUAGAAGCAAAGAUGGGAACGUUUUAAUAUAGUGAUAUUGUCUCUGAAUUUGAUUAAGUUUGCGCAUUCUUCUUCCUGUUCUUCUUCUUUACGUUCUAUAGGAAUCAAUUUCUCAGAAUGUAAAAAUUGUUGGAAAGAGUAUGAGGUCAUACUUCCACUUUUUACUUGGGUAAAAAUCUGAAUGACGCCAUUGAGGUAUGGACAAAAACUAUUAUUGCGUAGCUCUGGAUUUUGGCUGGAGGUGAUGAUGCCGAAGAGGUGCCUGGUUGGUCACAAUUGACCACUCAGUGAAUUUGUGCUUUAUGUGCGUCAUGGUACUUUAUUGGUUACACAAUACUUAAUCCGUGAUUCGGUGUGUUUUCUUGACUAUUUCUCUUAGAUUUUGUAUUUUUUUGGAUGUUAGGAAUUAACGUGGGGCAACAUUUGAGUUGAAACUUUAACUGCUAGUCUAAUACAACUUGACGUGUUUUGUGCUCCAUUGCUAUAGAAUCAUGUGCUUUGAUGAUGAUAUAUUUGUUUGCAUUACGGAUCAUCUUAAUACAACCAAUCUAUUCUGGAGGUUGAAGCAAUAGUUGGUGAAUACUUGAACCCAAAACUGAUGUAAUACGACUAAUUGAUGCACUCUAACCUUCGGCAAUUCAUGAAGGAAAUAUAUUAACCAGGACCUCAUGUAUGCUCGUUUCGGGCUUAUUAAAGAUAAGUUUAUGAGUAUCUUGAUAUUUUUGUGUCUUUGUUCGUGUGGCUGCACAUGAGGUCUGAUGGUACUAGCUUUCAGUGCCAAAAUGUCCACAGUAUUGUGGUUUUGCCUGACAAAGGAACCCCUAACCUGCAGAAUGAGCUCCCGUUGAAUAUUAGCUAUGUGGAGGUUCCUACUUUGGUGAAAAGCGAGAUGUGCUUAAAUUCUGAGCCUGACUUGCAAAAUCAAAUCAACAUAAAAGUGGAUAAAUUGAAUAAUUAUGCACCAUCUGUCCUGGAUGUGGACAUUGAGAAAGGAAAGGCAGAAAUUCCCAUGUGUAACGAAGAAUCUGGUGUCAUUUUGAAGUCUGACGAUUCCGUAGCAAAGGCAUUCCAGAGAGAGAUCUGCUUCCAAAUAGGAGGAAAAUUCAUGCAGCUCCUGAUGAAACAUGGGGUUGAGUUACCAAAGUUCACUUCAAGAGAUAAGUUUCUACUGGAGAGAGUCUAUGAAACGCCUACUAAUAGAUCAAGGAAAUACAAGCGAUCCCCCUCAUUCAAUUCAAGAAGAGUAGUUCUCCUUUUCUCGGUCUUGUCUAGCAUGGGAACGAUUAUCCUAAUAUACCUAACACUGAGAGUGAGGCAAAUCAGUGAUGUGUCUGGUAAUGUCUAAAAUACUUAACUUCUGCCUUCUUAUUGCCAUCUUUUAUGGAAGAAUCUGUUAGGAUCAUAGCUUCCUGUUUUUGUUUUUCCGCUUACUGUAUCUUCCUGUUUUUGGUUCAGUGAUGUAAGUUUUUCAUUAAUGUACAUAUUGAAACAUCUGGAACUGCUCUAAGAUGCAACAAUUGGUAACUUGCCCUGUAUACAAAUUUUUCGGUUUACAUAUUGCUCAUCAAUAUGAGAUUUUUUGCUGUAGAAGAGGCUUUUGUGCCAAAAUUUU
Messenger RNA from Sesamum indicum (sesame), 1863 nucleotides. RefSeq lists its product as uncharacterized. The record is from RefSeq and is a predicted model, not a curated record. NCBI's taxonomy places the organism in Eukaryota, Viridiplantae, Streptophyta, Magnoliopsida, Lamiales, Pedaliaceae.